AUGACUGAAUAUUGGGUUUCAAAGCAGUCUUAUUUCUGCAAGUACUGCGACAUCUUUAUUCGAGAUGACAAACCCUCGAGAGCUCAGCACGAAAAUGGAUUGCGACACAAGGGGAACCUAGAAAGAUACAUCCGGGACAUUUAUAAGAAAGAAGACCGAGCCCAGAAAGAACGAGCCGAUGAAGCUAGCCAGGUUUCCAAAAUAGAAAAAGCCGCACGAUUAUCACAUCAACAGAAGGACUUGGCUGAUACGCAGACGGGAAAAGAAGCGCAAGACGAAUCGGAGGAAGCAGGCGAACCACGCAAGCGUACGAAAUAUGAAAAGGCAGAUUGGAAAGGAGCCGAAAAUGUUCAGAACUAUAGCGAUGCUCGCAGUCUGGGAUUUGUUGUGGAGACAGAGUUGGAAGAGGCUGCGAGAGCUACAGAAGAAGAAGAAGCGCGAUCCAAAGAAGGUCUGAUGGGUAAAUGGGAAGCUGUGGUCAAGAUUCAGUCCGUCAAUAGAGGAGCAUCGAGUUCCAAGACGAUCAAUCGCGAAAAGAUUGCCUCUCAGUUGACCAAUGAUCGUGAUCCGGACAACAAGCCGAUUCGGAAAUUAUUCACUGAACGAAACUUGGAAACAGAGACGGAGACGCUUGAGAAUAUGGAAGUCAAAGUCAAGGUCGACCGUCGUUCGAGAGCUCAAAAAUGUGAAGAUGGGUCAGGAAUCCAUGGAUCAUUACAACCCAUUCGACUCGAUGGGCUUCAAUCUGACGAUAUCGGCCAUAUCAAAGCAGAGGACCCCUCACCAUCAGCUCCCCAUCCCUUGGCCAGUAAUGUCACUCAAGAAGAAGACGUCAAACCCAACGUUGAUGAAGUCAAGGCACCAGUAGUCGAACCACCCGUGUUUUUCAAAAAACGAAAGGCAACGCAAGCACAACCGCGGCAGAGGACUUAG
Messenger RNA from Puccinia triticina, 933 nucleotides. RefSeq lists its product as uncharacterized. The coding region runs from base 1 to 933 and encodes 310 amino acids. Gene Ontology annotation, biological process: mRNA splicing, via spliceosome. Gene Ontology annotation, molecular function: zinc ion binding; RNA binding. Gene Ontology annotation, cellular component: nucleus; precatalytic spliceosome. The record is from RefSeq and is a predicted model, not a curated record. The transcript is spliced from 2 exons. Lineage: Eukaryota; Fungi; Basidiomycota; Pucciniomycetes; Pucciniales; Pucciniaceae.